Messenger RNA from Adelges cooleyi (spruce gall adelgid), 2927 nucleotides. RefSeq names its product bromodomain-containing protein DDB_G0280777-like. The coding region runs from base 922 to 2838 and encodes 638 amino acids. The transcript has 2 exons. Lineage: Eukaryota; Metazoa; Arthropoda; Insecta; Hemiptera; Adelgidae. The record is from RefSeq and is a predicted model, not a curated record.
CAUUUCGCCCGACCGUUACUUCGCGCCCCGAACCUAUGGACACAUCACUAAUGACCUAAUUAGGUAGGGAGCGCUGACACACUGAGAUGACAUUCGCGUAUCAUCUAAUUAACCAGUCGAGAUUUACCAUCACGCGCCUACGCAUCCAUACAGCCUUCUUGAUUAUUAUUUGUGUACCUUAAUUCGCCUACGGUUAUCACCGGUCAUCUCUGUGUGCGCACCGCUCGACUCCGGUCUGAUCCCAAUCAACACCAGCCAGUAUUCAGGUCAGACUGUAUAUAUAUAUAUAUAUUGCAUAUUUUGUAUAUUGAUUUGCCACUGCUUUUUAGUUAUUAAUAAAUACUUUGUAGCCUGCAUAACCUGAGUGUCGACUACCGUUAUUUUAGUGUGAUCGCCCGUUAAGCUCCUCGGGCGAUAUAGUAAAUUUAUAAAGGAGACUUUAGGGUUACUUAGGCGUAAAGCGGACUAGCCAACCGUUUCCCGUCAGGGGCCGUCUACUUUAACCUUAUCGACGAGCACUCAGACUAGUUUGGUAAGCUAGUCAAGUAGCGACGUUACAAUUUGGUGGAGGCGCCGUUUUCCGUUAGUUUUAUUUUUACUCUAGGGGAGAGCCCAUUUUUUGAGACUACGGACACGAUCCCCAAACAACUACACUAAAUAUAUACGUACUACUCUCAGGUUGUGUGGAGGUUUGUAAUUUAGGGUACAAGUUGCUUUGGAGAAAUAAAAAAUAAAAAAAAAUUAUAAGGCGACAUAUUAUACAGCAAAUUAAUUAUUAAAUUCAUAGCAUUGUAUACAUAAUACAGAAAAUAUUUUAUAAUAAAAUUAUUAGUCAUAUAGGACAUUCAGUAACAUACUGAAAUACAAUUCAAGAUUUUAUUUUUACUAUACAUUUUUAUUAUUUUUAUUAAUAUGUAACAUAUGACGCUGUAUAAUUAUUACAUUAAAAGGGUUGAAAAUAAUCAAACGAUUCGUAUAAAUUCGCGAUCGUGGGGAAUAUUAGGUUUUGAUCGCAACGUUGAUGUCCAAGACAUAUCGGCAUCAGAUUUAGUUGAGCAUUUUAAACAGGCAAAACAAAUUAAUACUCUAGAAGCGUUACAAGUUUGUAGGAAUAUUAAAACUCCAUUUGUUAGUGUGCCUAUUCAUAAAUACGACAAGUUUGUUGUGUUAAAAGCCGUUAGUACUGCGAAGUACACUUUAUCACAAUUUCAUAAUAGGUCAUUAGCUGAAAAAAUUAGUUUACUGAAACAAGAUAAGAAGGGUUAUUUGUAUCGGUACUGUACGAAAAACGAUCUUAUCAAUAUAUUAGCGCAAUUAGGAGAAGAAGCGCCAGUAUCUUCUCUAAUAGGGGUCUUAAAAAAUAGGUUAAGGGAGACAUUUAAGCAAAAUCCUUUGGUAGACGCGCAUAAUUCGGACGAGGACAGUGAUAGUGAUAAUCUAGAUAAGGUUUUGGAAGCUAAACCCCAUAGUUACAUAUCUGACACUUCUGAUAGUACCACAUCGUCUGACGACUUAGAUAAUACUGUAAUCCCUUCUGAUAAUAAGACAGACACGCCCGCAACUGAUAAGCCAUCUACAUCAGCGGAAGCAUCUAAAUUUUCCGAAAGUAAUAAAAAAAGUCCUGAGGCAGGACGAUUCAUAAGCGGCGCACCAAAAGUAAAAAUGAGUAUUACACCGCAAAGUUUCUCCGGUCGGAUGACCGAAGAUGUUAACGAGUAUUUUAAGGAUUUCGAAAGAAUCUCGGCCGCAAAUGUAUGGGGUGACAGCCAAAAAUUAAUCAUGUUCCCACUGUAUCUUAGGGAAGAGGCGAAAAUUUUAUUUGAGAAGAUAGAGAGUGAAACUGGGAGCUUAACUUGGUCAAUUUUAAAAAAGGUGUUCGCGGAUUACUAUGAUUCCGAGGAACAACGCGCGCUUUUGAGAGAGAAUCUGAAUAGGAGGAAAAAACGGCCAGAGGAAUCAUUACAGAGUUAUAUUUUGAGAGUGCUGGGAGAGUGUAAGCGAGUGGAUGAAAAUAUGAGCCAGAAAGAUAUCAGUAAGAUAAUUAUGAAAGGAUUCCCUCAGGAAGUGUAUUGGAGAAUAUAUGCCAUGGAUAACUCUACGGUCGACAAGAUAACAGCGAAUAUUAGGACAUAUGAAGCGGACAUGGUAGCAAUAAAUAAUAAUGAAAGCGAAAUUGAAAUUUUAAGGAAAGAGAUUGAGAAACUCAGGGUCGGCAGAGAAAGCAAUAGCAGUGAUGAGGUAAGACAGUUGAAGGAAGAGCUUGAGAGGGUCAAAGCAAGCAUAAAUAACAGACCAUUUAGAAAUAAUGGUAAUUUUAGAGGCAACUCUAAUAAUACUGGUAACUUUAGGGGCAAUCCUAAUAAUAAUAGUAACAAUACUAGGGACCGCAAUUAUAACAAUUAUAAUAGGGCUAGCGAUAACAAUUCCAGAAAUAGGAACUACAACAAUAACAACAGAUAUAAUGGUAAUAAUUUUAGGAACCGCAAUUUUAACAAUAACAAUAAUUCAGAUAACAGUAACAGGCCUAGAGAUGACGAUAACGGUAAUAAUAACCGGAAUCGUAAUUACAAUAACAAUAAUAAUGGUAAUAAUAACAGAUCUAGCGGUAAUAGCGGCGGUAGAAAUUACAAUAAUCGUAAUAAUAACAACGAAAAUUAUAGGGAUACAAGACGCGAUAAUGGAGACGAUAGGGGUAGAAACAGAAAUUUUUCGGAUAGUCAUGAGGAUGACUUUGAUAGGCGCAAUUCAAAAAACUAUAACUCGCGUUUUAAGAACAAUGACAGGAGAGACGAUAGAGAUAAUAACUCGGGCGAUCAGCAAAGCAACGCAAAAAACUAAUGGGUCAAAACCCGGAAGCCAGGUCGAGUUUUGAUACUAAACAUUCUCAAAAACCUGACUUUAAUGUAAAUCAAGCAACUUUAGAUAAC